ACUACUACUAUUACUAUUACUACUACUACUACUACUGCUGCUGCUGCUGCUGCUGCUGCUGCGGCUGCUACGACUAUGACGACGAGUUUUGCUACUAGUUCUGCUAGAAAUAACAGUCAAAUUUCCCUUAUAUAUCACACUUUGUCAAUGGAGAAAGCGAGCAUAGCACAUUGGAUAACGUAGUACUCGAUACACCAUUAUUGAAAGAAGUGGUCUGCUCGACCAGGGCUGAAUAGAACACCAACACCAACUACUACUACUACUGCUACUACUAUUAUAAGGCGAUGACGGCUACUUGUAGUUAAGAGAGCCCUGGAGUGGUCUCCCAUUCCGCUAGAAAUAGUAGCCUAAAUCUCCCUUGUAAUACGGUCUGUCGACAGAGAAAAUACGAGAGGGAUAUUGGAUAAUGUAGUCCAAGAUACACUAUGCAUGAAAGAAAAAGGAGAAAAAGAAAGAAAACACGCAAACAGGAUAGUCAAGGCUAGAGCGCCUUUGAUCAGUGGCUUUUCUCAAUUUCGAUCAGGAUUGAACGCAAGCUAAACAUCGUCUCCACCACCACCACCGUUAAUCAUACUUCCACCAACAUCAUCACCACCACCGCCGCCAUCAACAACAACAACAACAAUACUAUUACUAUUACUAUUAUUAUUACUAUACUACUACUACUACUACCCCAACCUGCUAUUAUGUUGCCGGAUGACAACUUCCACUAACAUUCUUUAAGACUGGUCCUACACACACAAAGUUGCUUUACACAUACAUACGUACAGACAGGAAUACACAGUCAACUCACAUAGAUAUAUAUAUAUAUAUAUAUGUGUGUGUGUGUGUAUAUGUGUGUAUAUAUAUAUAUAUAUAUAUAUAUAUAUAUAUAUAUAUAUAUAUAUAUAUAUAUAUAUAUAUAUAUAUAUAUAUAUAUAUAUAUAUAUAUACAUAUAUAUAUAUAUUUAUAUACAUAGAUACACACUGCAUGGCACAUACAUCAACGUAAGCCGGAUAAUCUUAUACACACACAAUUUUACACACGUAUUGAGACGCACUGUUACUUUUAAGUUUCUUUAAAACAACCAUCACCAUGCGGACGUAUAUAUAUAAGGUCUGACAAUAUAUAUUUUUUAAAAAUUUUUGUGAACUUCUAAAUGGGAAGAAUGAAAACGAAGGAUGUCUAGGAAUAACAACAACAAUAUUGACGAUAUACAAAGUUGUUCCUGUGUUUUCUGCCCCUAGCGUGUCUUGAACACAAAAAGUUUUAUCGAUAUUCAGGGAUUAUAAAAAAAAGAAGAAAAAAAAAACAUCGCUGAUUCACUGAUUGAUGUUACCGUGGAAAUAGGUUUUUAAAUUGUUUUCCAACUUCAUUACGAUAUUCACGUUUAUAACAAUUGUAUUCAAAUAAAUGCACACGAACAAACACAAAUAUAUAUAUAUAGGCAUACACAUGUAAUAUAUGUAUAUAUAUUUAUAUUUAUGUAAUGUAUGUACAUAUUUAAUUAAAGGCCUUGCAUGUAUAUAAGCGUGUGUUUGUGUGUAUGUAUAUGUGUGUGUGUGUAUAAUUGAAUGUAUGACUUAUAAUAAUAAUAAUAUACAUAUUUAUAUUAUGCAUUAUUCUAGAGUAAUGAGUGUGAAAUUGACAAUAAAAAAAUAAAUUUCUGAUUGAAAUUUACACAUACACAUAUACAGACAGACAUAUAUACAUGCAUACCCACGUAUAUGCAUACACACAUACAUAACACAUGAAAAUUUAUAUAAGUUUGCGUCCACGCGUGAGUAUGUAUAUUUAAUAUAAUAUAAUGCAUAUUAUAGGUAAUAUACACACUUGCUUAUGUUAGCACAUUGACCAAAUGGAAUUUCUUGCGAUUCACUUUACCAUAUCGGAGGAAGUACUCUUAACCAAAUUCUGAAGAAAUCAAUAACCAAAAUAUUUAUUGGAUGUGUACAACACGUGGAAUUUUACACUGCUUAUCAACAAAACAGGGAAAUUAUGACGACAGAAAACUAUAUUAACAGUUCUACUACAUCGGAACCGGCCCCUAGUGCGGAAGCAGUAGGUGAGGGAAUCGUACUCAUCAUCAUCUGUUUGUUUGCGUUUUUCGGUAAUACUUUGUUAUGUACAGUAAUACUAAGGACACGUUCGUUAAGAAACAGCUCAACAUAUUUGAUCCUUUGUCUUUCUAUAUCGGAUAUCGUAGUCACUGUGGUGAAUAUGCCAUUGACCAUUUUCUCUAUAUUCAAAGGAAUUUGGCCAUUCACGGAGGAUGAUUGUGUUGCGUUGGGCUACAUAAAUAUGGUUAGUUUUAUUGCCAGUGUCAUGUCUCUCACUGCCAUAAGUCUGAACCGCUAUUUUAGAAUAUGUCGUUCCCUGCACUUCAAAUCGAUGUUUACUUUCAAGAAGACAAUGAUGAUGGCUUUUGUUGUUUGGGUUGUAUCCUGUUUACUAGCAGCGCCACCUCUCUUCGGAUGGAGUAAGUAUGGAUACCUGAGGAACCAAUCAUUUUGUUUCUGUGAAUGGAAGACAUCAACAUCGUAUACGUUCUUCAUGAUUGGAAUGUGUUUUUGCGUUCCUUGUAUCGUCAUGUCGUUCUGUUACGUACGGAUUAUCACCUCUGUUCGAAACAGCAAUCGCAGAUUAAUGAGCCUCGAUCAAAGACUUAGUGCCUCGUAUGUCGAUAUGGAAAGCGAAAACCAAAAAGUUGAAUCGCCUACGAUUUUGCGUGACACAGCCUCUGAACCGGAAAGAAUUAGAAACGGUACUCUUGUACAUGUUGACCCCCUUUCUGUGAAAAAGUUAACUGAUUAUGCUACAACUCUGAGACAAAACUUAGCGCUUCAACAAAAACAAAACAACGCAAACAGCGAGUGUGGGUCCCCUGAAUUCAGUGAAAGUGAUAAAUGCCCCAGAUGCCAAGAUCCUAGCCUCCACCCAGUGAAGGAAGAUUGCACUAUCUACAGUGAUUCCGAUGACAAUGUAAAUAUUACCACGCAGUUUACCAAUGGUAUCCCUCUCACCAAGCGAAAUAUGUCUUGUGAAACAAUUUUGAACGUUAGUUCCCCUGAAACACAGUCACCAAACAGCCAAUCACCAACCGUUCAGUCACCAACACCCAAGUCACGAACCCUUCCAGCAUCAAUCAACCACAUAGCUGAAACUCAAUUCCCAACAUCUCACUCAUCAUUUAAUCAUUCAUCAUCAGAUAUACAUUCACCAGUUAUUCGGUCGUCUGCAUCAAGCUCCCCGGUCGCUCGCUCACCUGAAACCAGCUGGCAUCAUACAGCAAGUGACGGUGUCUGUGAGAAUGGAAGCAUGGUCAACGUGAAGAGCGAUGAUGAAGUGAACGAGAUAAAACCUCAUCUCACUGAAUCAGACACGGCAAGCCAGGAGAGUGUAACGAUUCAGUCGAAUGGGGACGUCGAAGAGCCUGUUACGUUUUCAUUAGCUGGCAAUGAUGAGGUAAACUGUGAGAACGAGGACGGUGAUAGUGAAGAAUGUAAUGAAAACCCAGGUGAUAGCAGUCCAGAUUCCUCAAGUGAGUUGAUUAACGACAGGAGUAGUGUUACUGGUUGUACAGCGAAAACAACUAACCCGAAGAAAAUGGAUGAGAUGAAACGCAAUUGUGACGGUGGAGAGCAAUCGGAAACUGAUGAACGUGAGAACUGCAAGGAGACAAUUGAUGACAGUUCAAUGAACAGAAAUGACAUGUCGUUCAGCCCACAAGAUGGAACAGCUAGUUUAGAUAAGAAGUGUACGUGCUGGUCAAAGGUGAAUGACAGUGAAACGAGUAAGUCUUGUUCGUUCUUGAACAAUUCAUUCGAUAACAAAUUAGAUUCGCCACCAGUCGACACAAAAAGACAUGAAACGGUUACUGAGAGGCCAAACACAACCAAAAAAAGACAAUUAAGCGGAAGUAGAUGCAAUCUGAGGAAAAUAUUUUCUCUGCCUUCCAUGAAGGUUCCAUUAGAAAAUAAUACCCCUCGAAAACCGCCGUCUUUGGUCCCUAUGAAACAUAUUAGAAACUCGGCAGAAGGUCGCAAGAUGCGGGUGAAAAUGUCGAACGUUACGAAAUCUCGAAAAUUUGUCAGAAACCAGAAUAACAUUAAAAAGGCACUUUCAUUGCCUCGUAUGAGAAUGUCCGCGGAAUCUUCGCGGAAGUCUUCUUCCAAUGUGAUUCCACUUCGUCAUUUGCGAAGGAGACGCGAAGAGAUCCGUAUAACGUUUUCACUGUUAGUGGUCAUUAUUGUAUUUUUCGUAUCUUGGUUACCAUUUUGCAUUACGAUGUUGUGUAGUUUAUACUUGGAAUAUGAAGUACCCAGAGAAGCCGAUAUAGCAUCGCUAUUUUGUGGCUACGCCAACAGUUGCUUUAAUCCAUUGAUAUACGGCUUAAUGAAUAAGAGAUUUAGUGACGCUUAUAAAGACUUGUUCAAAUUUUUGUUUUGUCGUAAAUGUACUAAAAAAAUAACAAAACACAAACAAUAAAGGACAAUGAGAAUUUAGCAAAUAAACAAACUAACUUUUAAAAAAAACGAAGAAAUGGUGACCCAAAGAAUAUGAAAGAAAUCAAUUUUUCUUUCCGAUUUCUUACAUAAAAUAGUUUCCAUUUUUGUUGUCUCUCAUUAAUGACUUUCGUUCGAUAAAAGGUGAAGACCAAACUGACAGUAGACAGACAGUCUGUAGUUGGUAGUACUCGCCAUCUUAAGGCAUGUCUUAUAAUGUUCUAUAAAGAGGUGUCUUCUGCAAACACCAGUUUCUCGACGACGUAUUAUUAUUAUUUAAAAUAAUAAUUAUUAGUACUAAAAGUUUUUUUUUUGGUGAUAUCCAAAAUUUAGUACUGCACCGAUCAAAAUAAAAUCUACUUAAAGUUUGGCUUGACACUUUUGUUUUGGGAAUCUAAAGUAUCUGAACCAGAAAUGAAGAGCCAUUAUUUCAGUCAAUUCUAGUCUCUUUUCUAAUUAAAAAAAAAAUCAAA
Molecule: messenger RNA, 4958 nt
Organism: Octopus bimaculoides (California two-spot octopus)
Lineage: Eukaryota; Metazoa; Mollusca; Cephalopoda; Octopoda; Octopodidae
Biological process (GO): G protein-coupled receptor signaling pathway
Cellular component (GO): membrane
Molecular function (GO): G protein-coupled receptor activity
Source: RefSeq, a predicted model, not a curated record